UUCCUCCAGUGCAGGACGCACUCUCCGGUAUCUCUCUUGACCUCCCCCAGGCUUUCCUUUGUCGGCGGCGCCGCCACUGUACUAUGGCAUACCUCGUUUUAUUACGCUUCGCAGAUAGGGCUUUCUGAAAACAAAUGGAGGGUUUGUGGCAGCCCUGAGUCCAGCAAUGGUAUCAGCGCCAUUUUUCCAACAGCAUGUGCUCAUUUCGUGUCUCUGUGUUACAUUUUGGUAAUUCUCAAAAUAUUUCAAACUUUUUCAUGAUUUCUGUGUCUGUUAUGGUGAUCUAUGAUCAGUGAUCUUUGAUGUUGCUAUUGUCAUUGUUUUGGGGUGCCACAUACAGCGUCUUUUAUAAGACGUCCAACUUAAUGUUGUGUGUGUUCUGACUGCUCCACCCACAGACUGUUCCCCAUCUCUCUCCCUCUUCUUGGGCCUCCCUAUUACCUGAGACACAACAAUAUUGAGAUUAGGCGAAUUAAUAACUCUGCAAUGGCCUCUAAGUGCUCAAGUGAAAGGAAGAGUCGCACGUCUCUCACUUUAAAUCAAAAACUAGAAAUGAUUAAACUGAGUGAGGAAGGUAUGUCAAAAGCCGAGAUAGGCCGAAGGCUAGGCCUCCUGCGGCAAACAGUUAGCCAAGUUGUAAAUGCAAAGGAAAAGUUCUUGAAGGAAGUUAAAAGUGCUACUCCAAUGAACACACGAAUGAUAAGAAAGCGAAACAGCCUUAUUGCUGAUAUGGAGAAAGUUUUAGUGGUCUGGAUAGAAGAUCAGACCAGCCGCAACAUUCCCUUAAGCCAAAGCCUAAUCCAGAACAAAGCCCUAACUCUCUUCAACUCUAUGAAAGCUGAGAGAGGUGUGGAAGCCGCAGAAGAAAAGUUUGAAGCUAGCAGAGGUUGGUUCAUGAGGUUUAAGGAAAGAAGCCGUUUCCAUAACAUAAAAGCACAAGGUGAAGCAGCAAGUGCUGAUGUAGAAGCUGCAGCAAGUUAUCCAGAAGCUUUAGCUAAGAUAGUUGACGAAGGUGGCUACACUAAACAACAGAUUUUCAAUGUAGAUGAAACAGCCUUCUAUUGGAAGAAGAUGCCAUCUAGGACUUUCAUAGCUAGAGAGGAGAAGUCAGUGCCUGGCUUCAAAGCUUCAAAGGACAGGCUGACUCUCUUGUUAGGGGCUAAUGCAGCUGGUGACUUUAAGUUGAAGCCAAUGCUUAUUUACCAUUCUGAAAAUCCUAGGGCCCUUAAGAAUUAUACUAAAUCUACUCUACCUGUGCUAUAUAAAUGGAACAGCAAAGCCCGGAUGACAGCACAUCUGUUUACAGCAUGGUUUACUGAAUAUUUUAAACCCACUGUUGAGACCUACUGCUCAGAAAAGAAGAUUCCUUUCAAAAUAUUACUGCUCAUUGACAAUGCCCCUAGUCAUCCAAGAGCUCUGAUGGAGAUGUACAAGGAGAUUAAUGUUGUUUUCAUGCCUGCUAACACAACAUCCAUUCUGCAGCCCAUGGAUCAAGGGGUAAUUUCGACCUUCAAGUCUUAUUAUUUGAGAAAUACAUUUCAUAAGGCUUUAGCUGCCAUGGAUAGUGAUGUCUCUGAUGGAUCUGGGCAAAGCAAAUUGAUAACCUUCUGGAAAGGAUUCACCAUUUUAGAUGCCAUUAAAAACAUUCGUGAUUCGUGGGAGGAGGUCAAAAUGUCAACAUUAACAGGAGUUUGGAAGAAGUUGAUUCCCACCCUCAUUGAUGACUAUGAGGGGUUCAAGACUUCAGUGGAGGAAGUAAGUGCAGAUGUGGUGGAAAUAGCAAGAGAACUAGAAUUAGAAGUAGAGCCUGAAGAUGUAACUGAAUUGCUGCAAUCUCAUGAUAAAACUUUAACAGAUGAGGAGUUGUUUCUUAUGGAGGCGCAAAGAAAGUGGUUUCUUGAGAUGGAAUCUACACCUGGUGAAGAUGCUGUGAACAUUGUUGAAAUGACAACAAGGGAUUUAGAAUAUUACAUAAACUUAGUUGAUAAAGCAGCAGCAGGGUUUGAGAGGAUUGACUCCAAUUUUGAAAGAAGCUCUACUGUGGGCAAAAUGCUAUCAAACAGCAUCGCAUGCUACAGAGAAAUCUUUCAUGAAAGGAAGAGUCAACUGAUGCGACAAACUUCACUGAUGUCUUAUUUUAGGAAAUUGCCACAGUCACCCCAACCUUCAGCAGCCACCACCCUGAUCAGUCAGCAGCCGUCAACCUCGAGGCAAGACCCUCCACCAGCAAAAAGGGUACGACUCACCGAAGGCUCAGAUUGAUCAUUAGCAUUUUGUAGCAAUAAAGUAUUUUUAAAUUUA
This is a messenger RNA of Symphalangus syndactylus (siamang), 2301 nucleotides long. RefSeq names its product tigger transposable element derived 1 (gene TIGD1). Gene Ontology annotation, cellular component: nucleus. Gene Ontology annotation, molecular function: DNA binding. The record is from RefSeq and is a predicted model, not a curated record. Lineage: Eukaryota; Metazoa; Chordata; Mammalia; Primates; Hylobatidae.